CGCAUAUUCAGCCUUUCUUUCCUUUCAUAUUCAUCGCCAGUUUCUGUUGUUCCAAGAUGCAUGCCACAUCACCCUCCUUCAUUUUCAUUACCCUUUCUCUUCUCCACUCGGUCAUCGCCGAUGCAAUAGUCAUGGACCGCAGCCCACCCUCAUACCUGAAAAACCGGUACGACAUCUGGGCGUCAAGGUUCCAGCCAUUCUCCGACAAAAGCACAUCGGGCCGGACCACCGAAACAAUGCAGUACGCAGUCGUUAAGAGUUCCGGCGACCUUAAUCCGAAUGCAUACUACGUAGCUGCAUACGUCUACAUGACUCCGCUCAACCGCACGCUGUCUGUCGAAGGCGCUACAUUCAAUUACUUCCAAUGCACAUCUGACGGUAGUGGUGACUUUGACAGCAUCGACAAGAAGCAGUGCGAUGAGCAAAACAAAAUUGGGACGUGGGUGGUGAAGAAGGAGCAGGAGCUAAGCUCCAUCGAUGUAGCCGAUCUGGUGUUUGGCGACAAGCGCACGUACGAUGAGAAAACCACAAAAGUGCUUACGUUCCAGACAGGCAAAAACCCAAGCGACCAAACGACGGUUGUCGAGGGCGUACCGGCUAUUGUCGUAUUUUACGACAAGGAUAGAGCCCCAGCGCCAACCGUAAGGUGGAUUGCGCCUAUGCCCAUGGAUAUUUGAUCUUGGAGGCGAGCCUUGCAUACAAGUGUCACACGCAUGAGCAACCAUAUCUCUUAGCGCCUUACUAGCACGUACUAGGCCAGCUGAAUCCUCCCCCAAAAAUUACUAGUACCACUUGCUUCAGAAAUUGGCUUCCACCCGCUAUCCAAAAUACACAUACC
Linderina pennispora is the source of this 838-nucleotide messenger RNA. RefSeq lists its product as uncharacterized. The record is from RefSeq and is a predicted model, not a curated record. The transcript is spliced from 2 exons. NCBI's taxonomy places the organism in Eukaryota, Fungi, Kickxellomycota, Kickxellomycetes, Kickxellales, Kickxellaceae. The coding region runs from base 57 to 677 and encodes 206 amino acids.